Molecule: messenger RNA, 1209 nt
Organism: Fusarium vanettenii 77-13-4
Lineage: Eukaryota; Fungi; Ascomycota; Sordariomycetes; Hypocreales; Nectriaceae
Exons: 2
Coding region: 1-1209 (402 amino acids)
Source: RefSeq, a predicted model, not a curated record
AUGGCAGAGCUCGUCCCCGCCGGAGUUCUCGGUACUAUUACAUACCAUAUCAUCACUCUCGCCAUCGAAACUGGCCAGGCCAACGAUGAGGUUCGUCGCAGCCUUGAGUUGGUCCGCACCUGUGAUCGAGACCUCCAGCACUUGAUCAGUUUGCGCGAUGAGCAUCUGGACAUCUUGGAACGGAAACCGAUCGAAUUUGAGCGUAUCAACUUGAUCAUCGAGGAUGCCCACAAAGGUCUCCUUGAGGUAGGAAGGAUCGUCGAAAAGUGCAGGCCAGAGGCAAACAGGGGCAAGCUGCCAUUCGGAAAGCGAGGACGAUGGGUUUUGUUCGAUUCGAAGCAAUUCAACAGCCAGGUCCCAGUAAUUAACGGCCAUCAUCAAGCAGUACUGACUGAGAUCACCUUUCUCCGGCAAAUUGCCCUUCAUAUCCCGACUCCGGUGCAAGAUCAAGUGGUACACGCAGGCGCCAACUUGGCUCAGCGAAAGCGAGUUGCUAUCGACAACGUCAACCUCUUGGGCAGUCUCAUGGGAAGAAAGCUAGCUACGAGACAUUCGAUGUCAGCACCUCAGGCCUCCCCAGUUGACUCUGCUGUCGAUCCUCACAAUUCACAAUCAACUCCGCCCUCUCUACCACCCAAGCCCCCUUCUUAUCAAAGCCCCAAUUUCGUUGCAACUUCUUUCGCAAAGCAUAUCAGCCUCGCCGAUAUCCAGGCAAGCAGAGGGAGCGCGAGUACGAUGUACGACCCUUUUCCGCCUACUUCCUAUACGCAACCACCAGGCUUCAGUGCUGUGCCGCCCCAGUUUGUGCAGGAACAACUUUCUACAGGCGCGACACCGGCACAGUACAGGUCGCCCUCGCCGUUCUCAUUUUCUGGGCCGCAGUCUCAGUAUCAAGGGAGCCCUGCAUACCCCUCGAAUAUUCCCAGUCAGCCUACUCCAGCCCCCUCAUAUCGCUCAACACAAACCCAAUGGAGCAACGGACAAGCCUACCUGCGAGGGAACACGGCGGAACUUACCGAGGGAGGAGUGAGGCCAGGAGACACUAGGCAGGCGAGGGACCUUAGGGAUCUAGACUGGGAGUCGCAGCCUGCAAGCGAGGCAAACACCACAAGGGAGAUGCCGCGUUCAGACUUAGGUCGACGGAACAUCAGUGCUCAAGCCACGUCUACAGCCUCUUUUCAGAACUGGGGUGAUUGGAAUCGUUAUUGA